CCUGCAGAAACAAGCGCGGAAGGAAAUAUCGACGGGAAUGCAGACCCGGACAGAGAUCAUGGUAACACUGGCUGGAUACAUGUGAGUGAUAGUGUUGUCGUGGACCCAGAGCAAUGCGGCGCCUGUACGUCGGCGGGUUGAGCCACACGGUCACUCAGAAGGAUCUCAAGGAUCGGUUUGGAAAGUUUGGAGACGUGGAAGAUGUAGAGCUCCGGACCAGGAGGGACGAGGACGGUGUUCCUUACAAAACAUUUGGCUACAUUAACAUCAAUAUUUCAGAUGUCGACCUGAAGAAAUGUUUGACAGUGCUUAACAAAUCCAAAUGGAAAGGAGGAACUCUGCAGAUUGAAACCGCCAAAGAGAGCUUCCUCCACAGACUGGCUCAGGAGCGCGAGGUGGCAGCAGAGCAGCAGCCUGCAGCUGAGGACAAGAAACAGAAGAUUCUGGACUCUUUCACCAAAGCUGGGGUGGACAACUUCACCAUGAAGGCCGCGGUACCGGGGACCGAAAUACCAGGACACAAGGACUGGGUGGUCAGUAAAUUCGGACGAGUCCUUCCCGUCCUCCAGCUCAGGUGUCAGAAAGGCAGCAAAGUCCGCACCGUGAAGUACGACCCGUCGAAAUACAGCCACAACAUCUCCAAGCUGGACCGACAUGCUACAGACCAGUCCACACCCGUCACCCAGCUCACCUGGGAGGUACAGGGAGGGGACGAUGACAUCAGCAAGAAGAGGCGGGGAGAGUUCCCUCCCUUUGAGCCAUCGAGACCCAAGAAGAGUCGCACAGAUGUGGUCAACUCCCAUAAUGCAGCAGGGAGGACCAGAUCCGAGCAGACCGUUGCCUCUGUCAAUCACACCGAGACUCAUCAUGUCACCAAUGGAUUUGAACUACAAACCAACCGCAGACCGGCUCAGAGGAAGUGGGCACAUUUCAAUGACAGCGAUGUCGACUCAGACGAGGAAAUCUGCAGAAUGGUGGCAGCCCAGCAGACCUCCCAUGCUUCACUGCGACAGGAUGAGGAGGAGGACGAUAACCUGGAAGUGGUCGGACAUGACUACUUCAAGAAAUCUAGACACAAAGACGAGGAAGACUAUGACUCCGCGGACACAGAUGAACUCUUUGCGUCCAGGAAACCUCCUCCUCCUAAACCUCAGGAGAAAAUUACUCCUCCAACAGCAGAACACCCCUCAGGAAACAACACAGAGGGAAAGAGAAAGAUUAAUAAGAAAAGUAAAGAUGUAGAAGAGGAGGAGGAGGAGGAGGAGGAAGAGGAGGAGGAGGAUACAGACACUGAGGAACAACUCGCCUCAAGGAAACCUUCUACUGGAACGCAGAAAGGGGAUUCUAAUAAACAGAAGCAAAGUAAGAAAACAGCUGUCCUCCCUGUAGUGAAAGCCUCCACCUCAGAAUCAAGUAGUGAUGAAGAUGAUGACGAUGACAGCGACGAGGAGUUAGACUCAGCUGAUUCCUGUUCAGAUUCAGAUUAUGAAGCCAUGUUUUCUAAUGUCACCCAUCUGGAGAUCUCUCUGGCCGAUCUACAGAAGCUCGCUGAAAUAGCUGAGCAGACCUCCAGGACUGCAGCUCCCAGCAUCCUCGGCAGUGGCCUCGAAGAGGAAGCUGAGCUUAGCCCCACAGAUCGACCUGCCCCCAAGAAAGGGACCACGCCCGAGGAUAUCCUCGCCGCCAUCAUGGCGGACGACAGCAGCGAGGAUGAACAGAAGAAGAAGAAGAAAAGAAAAGGUGUGACGUCAGUGUCGCUGCCUGCCUUCCAGGGCACGAAAUUGCUGGACGGGGAAUCACAAACUGGUGAGCGGCUGAAGAAACUGAAAAAAGAAGAGGAGGAGGAUAGAAGUGAGGUUAAAAAACAAAAGCUGGACUCUGAAGGUCCAGAGGUGAACCACAAAGCAACAAAUAGCAAGUGUGUAAAUGGACUGAAAGUCAAAGAAAAUGGUAAAAAGAAAUCAGAGUCCAGUGAGGAAGAAGAUGAAGACGAGGAGGACAGUGAAGAAGAUGACAGUGAAGAAGAAGAAGAAGAGGAAGAAGAGGAGGAGAAAAAGGGUCACGCUGUGAACAGUUUGUCUGCUGCUAAAGUUUUGAAAAUGGUUUCAGUUCACCCAGAGGAAGCUGAGAGUAGCUCUACUUCUAGCAGUGAUGAUGAGGAGGAGGAGGAGGAGUUAAGGACGAAGGCCCGUCAGACUGUUAAUGCAUCUAAAUCUACAGCAAAAGCUUCAGGACGGGGGCGAGACGCCCCUCAAUCAGAUCUGGACAGUGAGUCCUCCUCAAGCGAGGAAGAGGAGGAGGAAGAGCAGCAGGCUCCUCGCCAGGUGGUGCUUGGAGCUAAGGAGGAAGAGGAGCUGCAGAGGAAGGCCAACAUGAGGAGGUUGGCUGCUGUCCAGCAGAGACAGAAAGAGGCUGAAGAACACAAGAAGCUCAUUAAGGGAGCUCUGUCCAACCUGGAUGCUCCGGCAGCAGGAGCUGGGAAACACAUUGUCUUUGGUUCUGAUGACGACGAUGAUGAUGAAGAUGAGCAGCAGACAGUGUCAGAGCUCAUUGCAUCAAAGAAGACCCUGUUCCAGGACAGCCAAUCAGAGGACGAGGACACGGGUGACAAAACAGCAGCCAGUACAGAAGAGGAGGUGCGUCUGAGACCUUCGGGCCCUCAGCUGUUUGGCGGCAGUGAGGAUGAGGAGGAGGAAGGUGAUGAGGAGGAGGAGGACGGCAGCAGGUUUGACAUCCGGCCUCAGUUUGAGGGUCCCGCAGGACAGAAGCUGAUGGCGCUGCAGUCUCGCUUCGGGACAGAUGAGCGUUUCCGAAUGGACUCUCGUUUCCUGGAGGAGGACAGGGACAAAGAGGAGGUGACAGAGGUACCAGAAAGCCUGGUUGAGGGAGACGAGGCUCUGGAGGAGGAGAAGAGGAAGACCCUGUCCAUCCUUCAGAGCGUUCUUGGCACCAGCCAACAAACCUGCAGCAGUAAGACUCCUGUCAAAGCCAAGAAGUUCAGAGAUGUGUCAGCGCUGCACUACGACCCCAGCAAAGAGGAACACGCUGUGUUUGAGACUAAAACAGAUGACGCAAAAAAAGAAAGCAAGUCAGCCAGGAGGAAGAAGAGGGAAGAGGCUCAGAAGAUUCCUGAAGUUUCUAAAGAUAUUUAUUACGACGUGUCUGGUGACCUGAAGGCUGUGUUUGGUCAGACGAAGAAUGACAUCAAUGGAAGUGGAGAGCAGAUGAACUGGGACCAAGUUGAGGAAGAAGAGGCAAAAGAGAAGGAAGAAGAGAAGACCACGCUGACAUCUGACCUCUCGACUAAUGCCAGCACAGAGCAAGAGGAUUCCUCUGGAUUUAAAUUUUCUUUCUUUGGAGACAACACAGAAAUUGGAAGUGGAGAGACGGCAGAGUACAAGGUGGAGAGCAUCCAGGCACCAAAGGUGUCAUGGCAACAAGACCUACGUUUCCAUGACAGCAGCUCAGAGGAGGAGGACGCCGAUCAGGAGGAGGAUGAGGGAGAUGAGGAGCAAGGCGUUGCCACUGUUGAAACCACAGAGAAGGCGACUCCUUCAAAAACAGAUCUAUUCUUCUUCUUCCCUGACGACAACAGACUGACAGAGGGUCCCAGGUUGUUCUGUCGCAUGUCUCAGCUGGAGGAGCAGAGGGAGGAGUGGGAGGAAAGGAGGAGCGCGCUCAGACAGGAGUACCGAAAGAAACACAAAUAUGCUCGAAGGAGCCUGACGUCCUCCAUGAAGAGCUGAAGAUUAUGGGAAAGAAAGUGAAGCUCUCUCUCACAUGGACUUCAAGAAUCGUCUGACUGACUGAUUGUUGCUCUUGAGUGCCUGAUUCCUGAUGGUAACAGUCAGGAAGUUGAUAGCAGAUAGCUGCUGAAAACACAAAUAUCAAAUGAAAGUUUAAGAUCAGAAUUCAUACUUAUUAUUGGAAGAUAUUUUGUGGUCAGAACUUCAUCUUUAAACAGCAUCUGGUGUGGUUUUCUUGUCAGAUUUGGUUCUUCAUACUUUUUUGUUCACUUUUGAUACCACAGUUGUCAUUCAUCUUUCUGAGGAGCCACUGGAGACACUUAAAAUCUGUUGACUCUUUGCCUCAUUGUGAACUUUGUUCCUCGUGACAGCUGGUUUGAAGAGAAGCUUUGCUGUCACUUUGUAAAAUAAAUUUUUUUUUUUUAUUUCAAUAAGAA
Molecule: messenger RNA, 4183 nt
Organism: Mugil cephalus (flathead mullet)
Lineage: Eukaryota; Metazoa; Chordata; Actinopteri; Mugiliformes; Mugilidae
Gene: nol8
Product: nucleolar protein 8
Exons: 18
Coding region: 114-3746 (1210 amino acids)
Molecular function (GO): RNA binding
Source: RefSeq, a predicted model, not a curated record